UAAAUCUAUUCUUUUUCUUCGCAAUAUCAAAUGAAAAAAGCUUAUACUACUAAGUUCGCUUUUAUUAUUCGAAAAACAGAUUAUGCACAAUACAGAUCUUUAUCAAAUAUCCGAGUAUUUUCUUUUAUCAAGAAAAAAUCAUUAAGAAAAAGAAACAAAUACGAGAUUCAUGAUUAAUUUGGAUUUUUGCUUAAUUUUAUUUGUUUAUAUCCAGAUCGUAGUUUACGGUAUCGAAUAUUUUGUUUCGUUCCAAGCCAAAUAACAACCAAUCUCGGUCAUAUUUUAUAUGUAGAAUCAUUUGUAUAUUCAUUGAGCCAAGCUAUAAAUCAGUUACGUAAUGGUAUAAAAUCAGACACAAAAGUAGAAAUUCAAAGAAGAUCCAAUUAUUAUCAAAAACAAUACUGGGAUGAUAUUGUAAUAAUCAUCCAACAUGAAAUAGAAACAUUACCAAACUUGUUGCGGCACAGAACUUUCGAUAAACCAUUUGAUACAAAGCGUGAGGAUAUAUACUCUCAUGUUGUACACGAUCCUAGAAUAUUUGUCUCCAAUAAAUCAAUACAACAGUUAAUAAAAUUAGAAGAAAAAAUAAGGUAUAUAAUUCAACAUCAGCAAAAUGAUAUAGUCAUUAGUUUUUGGAAACAAAGAUUGUUCGAUCUACGAGAUAUUAUAGCUCGUAGACGACUUCAUCAACAACAUCGUCAGUAAAAAAAAUUAAAAAAUUAAAAUUAAAAUUAAAAAAAAAUUAAAAAUAAAAUGUCGACAUACACCAUUAUCAUGUAAUUUUGAAGUGAAUUUAUGUAAAUUUAUCAAUGUAUAUUAUGCGGAUCUUAAAUUUGAACGUUCACGUGCUUUUCAAUUAGUUGAUGAUUAUGCAUCAGGAAGAGAUCAUACAUUAAAUAAUAUAACUGGUUCAUUUAUUCAUGUUAAUGCACUUGGUCAAUUACCAAAUCGUCUACGAGCACCAUAUGAUCAUACAACACGAAGUCAAUAUGAUCAUUAUUAUCUAUUACGUAUUAAUUCAACAAUACCAAGAGGUACAAUUGUUAUUGGUGUAACAACUGGUGCUGAUUGUGAUGCAAUCAUGGCAUUAGAUUAUAUUACAUAUACACCACAAUGUGUUAAAUAUAACGAAACAAUACCAACAAGGCCGACAACAACUACAACACUAUGCACAGGUUCUUCAACAACUACAACACGAUAUACAGGUACUACAACAACUAUAACUACCACUAAAUAUACAGGACCAUCAACAACAACAACCACAGUAAGAGCAACUACAACAACUCGUUCUGUAGUAUGUGCACAAUAUUGUUAUAAGGGUGGUACUUGUGAACCACCAACAACAGAACUUGGUAAACCAAAGUGCGAACGUCCACCUAGUUUUACUGGUGCACGAUGUGAAAAUAAAGAAAAACCAUCGAAGAAGAGUAAUUUGGGUGCUAUUUUGGGAGGAAUAUUUGGUGGUCUUGCUGUUAUUGCUUUAAUCAUAUGUUGGAUUUAA
Molecule: messenger RNA, 1501 nt
Organism: Rotaria sp. Silwood2
Lineage: Eukaryota; Metazoa; Rotifera; Eurotatoria; Philodinida; Philodinidae
Source: the annotation of a GenBank genome assembly